AUGGGGCGCAGACCUGCCCGUUGGUAAGUACGUGUUAAAUAAUAUUAUAAUGAUUGCACGCGUAUAAUUUUUCUCGAUCACCUGGCCUCUUGCUUAAAACCUUUGUAUAUCAUUAUCAUAGUUAUCUAUGAGGGUAAUCAGUGUGUACAUGUAAUUCAUGGCUAAGGAUAAGAGGGAGUAACAUUUUUAGGAAACACACUUCUAACCAGUGAAACAAUCAUUUUGAUUGUACAGUAAACUCUGAAUUUUUCAAACCUGCAGAAAAGGAAGUAGCAUUUGGUUAUCCCUCUCAGGUGAACUUUAUGAUGUAGCUAUGAACUUUACCCUAGAUCCAUUCUUGAAAUACCUUGGAUUAAAUAACUGUGCACAUGGUUUGAUACAGAACUGUUCAAAAGACAGUUUACAGUCCCUCGUGAGUCGUGAUUCACUAUUCUUGAUUCCUGCAAGAAUCGAGAACAAGUUAGAAGAAUCAUGUCGAUAAUCUACAUGUAGUCUCCUGAGACAAAACACAAAAGAUUCAUCCAUAACUCAUUUUGUGGUACAUGUAAUUUUGCACUGACAUAACACAACACGGUAUGAUUUGUUGGUGCAAGCGACUGUAUGGUUACUGUAUGAAGAUUGAAACAAUGCCAAGUUAAGGUAAGUUCAUUUGUGUCAAGAGGGGGAUGUAAGGGUUUGCAGUGAUGCGGGUUUGCUUGAUUUUCAGUGCAGUUUUGCGGAAAUUUUUUCUUAAGUUGUGGUAUUGCAUUUUACAAAACCAAGGGGACUGCGGUUUUUAGAAAUUUUCGGGUAAUUUCUAUACGGUUUGUGGCUUCCUUAUGUUAUUCUGUGCGGUGUUUAUACAUGUAUGUAUUUCUGUGCAGUUUCACAAACAGGAAAUCAAAAAAAUUUGACAAGAAUCAUUUGAAUGACAGGCCAAAGCGCUUUGGGUUUUUUGAGACUUUGAUGUUUCCACUGUCAUCUUGUCUCGCUAACAGGAGUUUGCACUGGAGGGUGCAAUUCUGUUCCUUGAAAGUUUUCUUUUUUAUUUUUGAUCAUGUUUGAUUGCCGAUCUUAAUCAAACUAAAUUCUCAUUUGAUAAAGAUCGAUUGAAUCAUAAUAAAACCUUACAUCAGGCUGAAUUCAAAUUUAUAUUUUUUUAUCGCAGUCGCCCAGCUACAUUUUAAGUCGCCACUGGCGAACCUGGCGACUGCCAAGUUUCAGCCCUGUUUUAAUAGCAAUUUUGACAAUUCUACUCAGCUAAAAAGGUGUUUGUCUUGAAACUUGCCUCAGUCCCCUAAUGUAAAAUGAUCAUUUGAAGCCGAAUUUGUCCCUUUGUUGUUGUUUUGCGAUGAAACAAAGAUGGUGACCCCCUUUUUUAUUUGUGUUUUUACAUGUUAUGGCUACACAAAAAAUAUAUAUAGUAAGGAGGAAAAAAUCUGGAAAGUGGAAGUGUAUUUUUUUUAGAUGUGAAUGACCCAAAAUUCCUUUUUAAGAGCCACAGAGAAGGGCAAGAUAAUGUGAAAAUUGUCAAUAUCUCUACAUUUCUUUCAAGAUAGGGUAAUUCGAGGUUACUUAACUGAAAAAAAUAAAGCCCAGGCAAACAAACGGGCUUAAGGUUUUAGUAAGAUUCAUAGUUUUCGCCAUAAAAUAAGAAUUUUGACGAUUGUUGAAGUUUCGAACAUUUUGCUCACAGCUAGGAAAAACACUCAGAGUAUCGGGCACACAGGGCAAAAACAAUCAUGGUGACCCCAUCUUUUGCAGUGUUUGAAUUUACUACAUAUGGCUGGCAUUUGUUGCAAGUUUGAAAAAUGUCUGGAUACUACAUGAACAUCAUUUUCAAGGGAAUUACCUUUGUGGUUUUGUGGGGGUUUGAUUAACCUAGAAUUUGUAGAAUUCGGAUUGUACUGUAUUAUUUGCUGUGGCGUUUCUUUGUUUUCUUAUUUUUGAUGCUUUUAAAUUUUGUAUCUUAAGGUAACCAAUAAUUUAAUUGGAUUGGACAGCUGAUAUGGGAAAAUGUCUGAUUCACAUUCACAUUAUAGUACAUAAAAUUACAUAUCAGAUAUGCAGCAUCAUUUGCAUCAUUUCCUUAGGUGACUUUAGCCUGUACAACACAUUCAUGAAACUAAUUUUCUCUUUCCUAGUUACCGCUACUGCAAGAACAAACCUUACCCCAAGUCACGUUUCUGUCGUGGUGUUCCAGGUGAGAAAUAUGUACCAGUAGGCACUAGAUCAAGUGUGGUUGAGAAAAGUAUGUGGAUAUUUUUAAAGUAUGUGGAUAUUUUAAACCACGCGAAAAUAGACAACUUAUGAAGAUCUGUUGGGAAACCUUUUUUAGGGGCUUUUAAGAGAAGGCAUUUAUUUGUUUGGGUCCUUACACUCACUCUGUGUUGUAAACAAUGAUUUACCUGUACAGUCAAGCCAGUCCUAAUAAUGCAAGGCUGCAAAUAACAGUGGGUCAUCAGACAUUAAUUUGUCCAACAUUGUGUUCAGUCAGGGUUCAAAAUUAGCAGUUGUCCAGUUGUCCCAGACAACCAAAAUCAUCAGCGGGGCAACCAAUUUGUGCAGAGUGGUUGCCCCUUGGACAACCCAAUCUGCUAAGGCAUUAGCCCCUUGAGGAAUACAUAUUGCAGAUUUUUGCUUUAGGAGGAUAAUAAUUCCCAGGGUUUACUCUAGAGCGCAGCCUUAAGGGAUUUCUGCAAUUUGGAAAAAAAUGCUGUUGCCGUGUCAAAUGAGGCUCAAAAAAAAAUUGACCCAAGGAUUAGUGUCAUUUUUUUGGAAAUAAAAUAUUUGAAAACACCACUGACAACAAUACUGAUUUGACAGCUGCUUUAUAAACUUACUUUUAACUUUUAUAGCCUCUUACUGUCCCAAUUGCCUUUCUCUUCUUCAUUUGAGUCAUUAUUUAACCAGACUAACACCCAAGACUCUGCAGUAAUUUGAGCUUGGGCUUUUUCAGUUGCCCAGAAUAUUCCAAAAUGUUGGCAAAGCAUCAAGUGAGUCCGACCCAUUUUCUCAUGGAACAGUCUGCACCAAUUUUCGUGAACCCCCUUUCUUGGACCCCCUUAUUGGCCAAUUUCCAGAAUAAACCCUGAAUUCCUGAAAUUAGUUUAAAGUGAAACAAAAGUGGAAAAAUUAGCAGCCUUCUCCUGUUUGAAAGACGCAACAACGGUUGGUCUGAAUGGGCUUGUUGUGCUUUGACCAGUGGUGAUGUAUAGUCCAUGGUGCGUUGCCGCAAAAUAUGCUCUGUGUCACGGCUGCUUUCUAACUGUCACAUAUUUCAAUGAGCCAAAAAAAAAAAAACAGAGCAGGUGCCACUGGAGCGAAUAAGGGGUAAAAUCAACAACCAUGGACAAGUGGAAUUAAAAAAAAGAUUUUUGCCCUGAGUAUCCAUUACAUAAUACGUAUAUUAUAUCUGCAAAUGUUGCUGCAAGGGCUGGUAAAUAUAUAUGCCUGUUUGGAGACUCUGGUUUCUGUGUGUUCACAUCUCUAGAACACACUCAAGACUCAAAUUUUAUGCAUGGCCUCAAGCAAAACUUACAUGUACAAUUAUUUUAUUUUAUUGCCCAUAGGACCAAUAACAAUAAAAUCAAGAUUUUUUGCAAUUUCAUUGCAUUCAUGAAUCCAUCCUGUUUACAAAUUUGUAUAUAAGAAGCCUUAUCUUGUAGAUUUCUAAAUAAAAAAGAUUAUAGAAGAUUCCAUGCAUGAAGAUAGCUUGUGCCAACUGCAAGAUGGAGUUGAUCACAUGCAGCAUGCAAUGCAGUGCUUUUUAGUUAGAUUAAAUGUGACCUUCUCUGGGAAAAUGUACAUUAACACUUUCAUCAAACGGGCAAAAACUAACAGCUGAUGAAUGAAUUGUAAAUAGCUCUCCAAAGGGUUUUAAGAGUUUGAUAAAUUUCUAAUGGCUUUGGAAAGCAUUGGAAUGUAUUGCCGAGAUUUUUCUAACAGUUUGCGUUUGCUUCACAUGUGUACUGAAUGACAUAAACAGCAUUCCUGAGCAAUUUUUUGUAGUAAUUUUGUUGUUUUGUGUUUUUAAAAAAGUUACAGAAAUCACUUUUUAAUGAAAACAAACGACAACUUUUGCAUGAUGUUAUCUAAAAGCAAAAUGAAGAUUGGAAAUUUUUGUGAAUUUUGACUUGGCCAGUGUUAGAAGUGAAAGGGUCAAUGCUUUAGAUGGUACUAAUUUUUUGUGAAUUUUUUUUUGUGGCAGAUGCUAAAAUAAGGAUUUAUGACUUGGGACGAAAGAAGGCACGAGUAGAUGAGCUACCACUUUGUAUUCACAUGGUUUCAGAUGAGUAUGAGCAGCUGUCAAGUGAAGCACUUGAGGCAGCACGCAUCUGCUGUAAUAAAUAUAUGGUGAAGAACUGUGGUAAAGACUCCUUCCAUCUACGCAUGAGGCUUCAUCCUUUCCAUGUUAUUAGGAUCAACAAAAUGUUGUCUUGUGCUGGAGCUGAUAGGUUCGUCUGGAUGCUUUUUAUACACAUAUUUAUCCUUAUAUUUAUAUACACAUAUAUAUCUGUUAUAAAGAUCAGCUGGGUUAUAUGAUUAUAGAGUGAUAGAGCAACAAACUGAUGGUUAAAACUGAUGGUCAAAAAUGGGUAUCUUUUAAAGAAUGCAUACUGUGUAUUAUAAAAAGCUAUUAAAUAUUUUUCUCUGAGCUUACCUAGUCACAACUGUACAGACAGCAACGAUCACAGCUUACAUGGAAAAUGACCCUUGCUUUUACGUGCCAAGUGGCCCCUUUUUUGGAGCAGACAUGUCUUACUAAGCACACCUAAACUUCAAAACACAAGCUGACCGAAACAUUUUCUGCUGCAGUAAUGAGACAUAAACAACAGACUUCAGGUUGCCUCCUAACGGCAAAUUAUACUAUAGUGAAAGGUUUUUCAAAUUCAUGCCACUGGUAAGUGUUUCAUUUCAUCAGUCCUGUCCAAGUUUUGAUGGUAUGCCUUCCAUCGACAACACAAGCCACCAAGUUCUCUGAGCAAAGAAUGUUUCUUCUGAUCUUCAUUGCAACGAUUCAACAAAUCUUUUGUCUCUCGCCACUUCUGCUAAUGCGUCUCUGAUGUCAAUUCUUUCCAUUGUGAAUACCGUUUGAACACUCCAAUUUUUCUUUGAGGUUACAGUCACAUAGUCCCAUUUUCAGAUUGAGUGACGUCCGAGACCUGAACUUCGAUUACACCCUUUAGUGGUUUCAGUAGCUGGCAGUGUUAUGGUUGUUGUCCACGUACUAUUGAUUGAUGGUUUUCUUGCCCAGUGCAGUGACUUUUUUCCCUCGGGAGCCUCUCAACCAAUUGGAAAUAUCCACACUCAAAGAAUGUGAGUUGCAACAAUUUUAAUUUUUUCGUGGGCCUUCCAGGCAGGCUCUCUCUCUCCCCUCGAGUGUCCCCCUCUUGUGUGUCCGUUGUUUCUUGCACCCACUACUUCCAAGUGCCUGCUAUGCAUGAUAACCACUUUACAAUGACCACUUACUAAUGUCAAAGAUAAAGACAAACCAGAGGACAGUCGGGGAGCAGUAUACAAGAUCAAAUGCUAGGACUGCCAGGCUACUUAAUACAUUGGUGAAACCGGCAGAAACCUCAGCACGCAACUGAUCAAACACAAAAGAGCGAUGAGAAAUGGUGACGUCAACAAUCAUAUUGUUGAGCACCAUUCACAGAUGAAACAUCCAAACAACUGGGACUUUGCAACAUGUACUACAUAUUCUACAGACUACUAUCAAUGACUCACUUUAGAAAGCUGGUGUACAUGUACUAACUUAGAACAAACGCCACUGAAUUGUAGUCAAGUUACUGGCAUCGUACAAACGACUUUUUGACAGAAUCAAACAAGAGAAAACAAGUGGACAACUGACAAUAUAUUUUUUAUUUGACUAGCAAUAAGCAACUGUUUAACUGUGACAAUAGACAGAUCGAAAGGCACCAAUGACAUUACGAGUCCUCAUAGCCAAUAGCAUCAUGGCUUAACUGAAAGACGAUCAAUAACAUUGUGACUUAAUUGACUAAUCAGGUCAAUAGGCAGAGUUCAAUAACAUCAACUGACGUGAUACAACUCACUUUGACUCUGAAGAUGACUACUGCACAGGUUGUCAAAACGUCAGUCACUGUCAACUACAACAGUCGUAUUCAGGACCACGAUCACCCGGAUGAUCAUACUCAACCUACUCAUGAAUUGACCUGAAAGUUUCCAUAAAAUCUUGUUAAAAAUAAGAUUAUUCUCAGUGAAUUUUUUUUCAGCAACUUCAAAAGCUAUGCCUCUUUUGGAAUAAAAAAUUACUCCAUGGUAACCCAUAAUAUUUCUCAAAAAAUUUAACAAACAUCUUGUAUAAUUAAAAUUAUGCAGGCCUUUAAAUUAGAAAAGUGAUUUUUACAACAUGUUUGGUUUGAAGAGCACUUAAAUGAGUGAGAAUGGUUUUUUGACUGAGCAAAACAGUUGGCUUACCUGUAUGUGCUGCUGAUACCAGUAUUUGUAAGAGGGAUAGUACAUGUAUUUCCAAAAAAUAUGACCUUGCGGUGCCAUCAAAUCAUACGUAUCAGGUAAUGUCAUUUGCAUACCAUAAUGCUGCACUGCGAGAACUACUGUACACCGUAACCUGCAAGAAUUCAGUGCCACAUGUUCUUGUAAUUAAUCAGGGAUCGCAUUUCUUGUGGCUCUGAGAAAAUCAAAUCCAUUGCAUGGUAUAAUAUGGGAUCAGUUGAAGUUUCUGGGUAACUGACUACCUAGCCCUCCCCUAAGUCACAAUUUUGCUCUACAUUGUGAGUAAGAAGUAAGCAAUUAUGUUGACUUAGGGGAGGGGUAGGUGGUCAGUUACCCGGAAACCUCAACUGACCUAGUGAUUUAUUUUGGACUGAUAAUUGACUAUUGUGUCUUUACAGGCUUCAGACUGGUAUGCGUGGUGCUUUUGGUAAACCUCAGGGUACUGUGGCACGUGUCAACAUUGGCCAAGUCAUCAUGUCUGUUAGAACUAAGGAUGGUAACAAGGCUGCUGCUAUUGAAGCCUUGAGAAGAGCCAAGUUUAAGUUCCCUGGAAGGCAAAAGGUAGGUUUACUGUACGAUUGCCUUUCUUUUUGUGGCUUAGCAUGGGGAUUUAGUUCACAUCUCAGCCAACCACUGGGGUACCAUAUUCAUUGUGUGUGAACAACUUGUUGCAAUUCUGUGCCAUUGCUGUUCAUUCUAAACCAGUUACUGUAGCUUUUCAUGUCAGCAUGAUAAUAUAUACCAUCCGGUAUAGUGUGAACGUGAGGGCCAUGUAAGCAGCUCAUUUCUGAAAUUGUAAAGUGCCCUUUUUUAAAAAAAGGGGUCCCAAGAUAUGUGGACAUUUUUUGUCACUUUGCUUGCAAUUGGUAAAUGUUUUCAUCUCAUUCCUAGGUAUCCUGAGAAAACAGCGGACAUUUGGCGACUCAAGUACUGGUUUCCCAACCAAAUGAUCUCUGAGAAGUGCUUCUGAUUGGUUAAAUCAAUUUCCCACAAGGCAUGACCAAUCAGAAGCACUACCCAGAUCUGGGUAUUUAUGCAUCUUCAGUAAGGAAUUUCUGCACUCGUUUCUCAGAGUUCACUUGGCGGAGAAACCAGUAGUAGCAUGGCCAAAUGUUGGCAGUUUUCUCAGGCUAAUUCCUAGGCCUGGCCCCCCACACAGGUCUAUGUACAGUGAUCUUUAUUUCAGUUUCAUAAACGAUUUUUGUACCCCAUUUACCACACUUAGAUCUUUUUCUUGCUGUAUUAUUCUUUUUGAAUGGAGGUAAUACCUUAAUGCCAGACUUUUAAUUUAACCCUGCCUGGAUGGGUAUACAGUCGUUUCGAUACAAGUCCUUGCGUACUGAGCAGUAAAUUUUUCACUAAGGCUUCUCAGUAUUUCGUGAGAGUGAAGAAUCUUUGUACUAAAAAGUGAUGUGAACUUAAACACAUCUUUAUGAAAGCUGAGCGAGAAGAGUUUUAAGACUACCUUGUAAGCAUGCAGGAAUGCAGAGAUCAGGCGCGUUCCGUAGCUGCAGUUAAGAAGGGGUGUUCGUUUUGAAACUGAAAGCCAAAUGCGGCCUGAGCAGUCAACACUGUUAGGAAGAAAAGAGAAAAUUUGGGGGCAAAAACACAAGUAUUUCAGAACACGUUUCAUGUUAAGGCUCGAACUGAAGAAAGCGUUAUUCUCCUGGUGCGAAUAAAGAAAAACUGAUGACAGAUAGAGAUACAGAUAAGUUGCCUUUUAUAACUACCUGUCCUAUUCUCAUGUUUGUUUUCUAUGUUACCUCCACCCGCCUUUUUGCAAACUGAUGAAAGACUGAAAGAUUUGUUGCCGCCUCCAGUAAAAUACGGAAUUCUGCUGUCCCACUAUUGUUUUCAAUGAAUUAAAAUUUGUUUGACUUGAUGGUUUGAACAAAUAGAAAAAAGGUACCACACAACAACGAUAAGGCAGGAUUCGCAAUAACAGCAGUGUUAAAUUGGUCUUUAAAAUCUGUGAGGUUUUCGGUAACGACUACCGUAUCAACUUGGCAUUCACCGCUUGCCUGGAAAGUAGAUAAUAAAAUGCAUUUCAAUCCCCUCCUCCUACGCGCAGAUGAAACUGAAAUUUAAAACAGUUAUUACUUAAUGGAUACAUUUACUGUCAAAUAAUCAAUUUCAUUUAUGGAACCUUGGGGCUUGCGCUUGACCAGACGUGCUUGGAGUUUAUCAUGGCUAAUCUUUCUUUAAUGUACUGUGUUAAACCUUGUAAGUAUAGUGAACUUAUUAGCCAACUUGGUAGUAAACUUAAUCAAUAAAGUUUGCGGAUAAACGCCUCACUUCAAUAAAGUUUUCAUAGAAAAUGAAAAAUGGAAAAAACCCAAAUAGGGAUUUAUUAGAUUUACUAUUAAACCACUAUUUGCAACAUUCGUGUAAAGCCGUAUGCUGCAAAUGAGUACACUUUAUAGUAGUUUAUAAGUAAUGCUAAUUAUUCCCUAGUUGACCUUCUCUUCUUUUUCAAUUUUCCUUGUAGCGUUUUUCUAAGGCAACGGUAUUGCAUUUAGGUGUAUCUUUAUUUUCUUUUGAUCUUAAUGAACAUUAUAUUUUGCAUUGAGAUUCACACCAAGCGACCUUUGUUUUUUUAGAUUUAUGUGUCCAAGAAGUGGGGCUUCACCAAGUUUGACCGUGAAACUUAUGAGGAGUGGCGUGCUUCAGGAAAACUAAUACCUGAUGGAGUACAUGCCAAAUAUAUUUCAGAUCACGGCCCCCUUGCUGCCUGGAAGAAACAGCAUGCUGCUUAA
Molecule: messenger RNA, 9212 nt
Organism: Porites evermanni
Lineage: Eukaryota; Metazoa; Cnidaria; Anthozoa; Scleractinia; Poritidae
Source: the annotation of a GenBank genome assembly